AUGCAGCAGAGGCCAACAGAGACGAUGUUAGACUCAGAUUGGAGUGCAGUCCCUCCCUCUGCUUCUGAUACUUCAUUAUUGAAAGAACUGACCUGAGGGCAACAGCCCUCCUUUUACAGCAUCAUGAGGAUUUACGACUUCAGGCCCAGAGAGGCCCUGCAGACCCACUACCUCCAUAGCCUUUGGCACUAGCAGUGGCUGGGCUAUAUCACUCAGCAGGAAGCCUUGUCUUAUGCUGCAGUACUUAGAGAUUCCACCAAGAGAGCUCAGUCAAGAGAUCCUCAAAGGAAGUCUUCAGCUGUGACAAGAAAAUGUCUGUCGGCAAGACCCAAGUUUGUGGUUCUACCCAGGGUCCAAAGCACAGGGCACUGA
Molecule: messenger RNA, 372 nt
Organism: Marmota monax (woodchuck)
Lineage: Eukaryota; Metazoa; Chordata; Mammalia; Rodentia; Sciuridae
Gene: Fam216b
Product: family with sequence similarity 216 member B
Source: RefSeq, a predicted model, not a curated record